UUGCACGCCGGAGGUGAUUAGAGAACGCUCAACUAUCCUAGAGACGCAGCUUUGGACACUCCCUGCGGCCGGAGGACCCUGAGCUCUAAGUCCAUCCAGAGCUCCAUUGAAAGUGCACCUAGAGCCACGUCCAUGCUCCUAUAUUACUACACGCGCUAGUUCGCAGAGCGGGGAAGGACUUGGAGCCACUCGGACGUGGGGAAUCCUCUUCAGAGUUGUACUUUUUGUCCGAAGAUUGGAUUUUGGAAGAGAGGAAGCAACUGUUGAGUUUCGGAGGGAGGACACCGGCAGCCAAAAUGGAGGUGAAAACUAAAUCACUUCUGGACAACAUGAUUGGGGUCGGUGACAUGGUCCUCCUGGAACCCUUGUCUGAAGACUCCUUCAUUGAGAACCUGAGGAAACGUUUUGACCACAAUGAGAUAUAUACAUAUAUUGGGAGUGUGGUGAUCUCCGUGAACCCCUACAAGUCGAUGCUGAUCUACACCCCAGAAAAAGUGGAGGAGUAUCGCAACAGAAACUUCUAUGAACUUAGUCCACACAUUUAUGCUUUGGCAGACGAGGCCUACCGGUCACUCAGAGACCAAGACAAGGAUCAGUGCAUUCUUAUUACAGGGGAGAGUGGAGCUGGGAAAACCGAGGCCAGUAAGCUGGUGAUGUCAUAUGUGGCGGCGGUGUGUGGGAAGGGCCAGGAAGUGAAUAAGGUCAAAGAACAGCUACUGCAGUCCAAUCCUGUGUUGGAAGCUUUCGGAAACGCCAAGACAGUGAGGAAUGACAACUCCUCUAGAUUUGGAAAGUAUAUGGACAUUGAGUUUGACUUCAAAGGAGAUCCACUGGGUGGAGUCAUCAGCAACUAUCUGCUGGAGAAGUCCCGUGUGGUGAAACAGCCGAGAGGAGAGAGGAACUUCCACAUCUUUUAUCAGCUCUUGUCUGGCGCUUCUGAUGAUACACUCAAGAAACUGAAGCUGGACCGGGACUUCAGCAAGUACAACUACUUAAGCCUUGACUCUGCUGUAGUCAAUGGACUGGAUGACGCUGCCAACUUUAGGACAGUCAGGAACGCAAUGCAGAUUGUGGGCUUUAUGGAGGAUGAGGUACAGUCAGUGCUCGAGCUGGUUGCAGCUGUCUUGAAACUCGGCAACAUCGAGUUCAAGCCAGAGUCGCGCUGUAACGGCACAGAUGAAAGCCGUGUCAAAGAUAAAAACGAUCUAAAAGAGAUGUGUGAGCUGCUGGGGAUUGAACAGUCUGUGCUGGAAAGGGCAUUCAGCUACCGUACUGUUGAGGCAAAGAUGGAGAAAGUGUCCACUACCCUGAAUGUGGCCCAGGCCUAUUAUGCUCGUGAUGCCCUUGCCAAAAAUCUCUACAGCCGUCUGUUUAGCUGGAUUGUUACUAGGAUCAAUGAAAGCAUAAAGGCACAAGCUAAAACCCGCCACAAGGUCAUGGGUGUGUUGGACAUCUAUGGCUUCGAGAUAUUUGAGGACAACAGCUUUGAGCAGUUCAUCAUCAACUAUUGCAAUGAGAAGCUGCAGCAGAUCUUCAUUGAGCUGACCUUGCGUGAAGAGCAGGAGGAGUACAUCAGAGAGGGUAUUGAGUGGACCAACAUUGAAUAUUUCAACAAUGCCAUUAUCUGUGACCUCAUUGAGAACCACCAAAAUGGUAUUUUGGCAAUGUUGGAUGAGGAGUGCUUGCGUCCAGGAACGGUGACAGAUGAGACCUUCCUUGACAAACUCAACACUGUCUGUGCUGAGCACCAGCACUUUGAGAGUCGUCUCAACAAGAAUUCAAAGUUCCUCAAUGACCACAGCUUGCCUCACUGUUGCUUCCGCAUUCAGCACUAUGCUGGCAAGGUGCUGUACCGUGUUGAAGGCUUUGUGGACAAGAACAAUGAUCUACUAUAUCGGGACCUGUCCCAAGCUAUGUAUAAGGCCAAUCACACUUUGAUCAAACAUCUGUUCCCUGAGGGAAACCCAGCCAAAGUCAACCUUAAAAGGCCGCCAACUGCUGGCUUCCAGUUCAAAGCAUCAGUGGGAACAUUAAUGAGGAACCUGCAGACCAAGAACCCAAACUACAUCCGGUGCAUCAAACCAAAUGACAAGAAGGCACCACACAUCUUUACCGAGUCACUGGUUUGUCAUCAAGUGCGCUACUUGGGCCUGAUGGAGAAUGUCCGUGUGAGAAGAGCGGGGUAUGCCUUCCGCCAGGCAUAUGAGCCCUGCCUGGAGCGCUACAAAAUGCUCUGCAAACGGACCUGGCCACAUUGGAGAGGCCCUGCGAGAGAGGGAGUGGAGGUGCUGAUGUCGGACCUUCAGGUUCCUGCUGAAGAGUUCUCCUAUGGCCGCUCUAAAAUCUUCAUCAGGAAUCCAAGAACGCUCUUCUUCUUGGAGGAAAGAAGAAGGCAAUGCCUGCAAGACCUCGCCACGCUGAUUCAAAAAAUCUACCGUGGCUGGAAAUGCCGCACUCACUUCUUAUUGAUGAAAAAGAGUCAGAUUGUGGUGGCAGCGUGGUACCGUCGCUAUGCACAACAAAAGAAAUACCAGAAGAUCAAGAGUGCCACCACUGUGGUGCAGUCUUACACCAGAGGAUGGCAGGCUCGCAAGCUACUGAGAGAGCUGAAACAUCAGAAGAGGUGUGAAGAGGCGGCAACCACCAUUGCGGCAUACUGGCAUGGUACUCAGGCUCGGAUGGAGCUCAGACGUCUAAAACAAGAAGUGCGGAAUAAACAUGCUGUGACAGUAAUUUGGGCAUACUGGCAGGGAACCAAGGCACGAAGGGAGUUGCGUCAGCUGAAGGAAGAGGCGAGGAAUAAACAUGCUGUGUCGGUCAUUUGGGCCGGCUGGCAGGGCACCAAGGCUCGCAGGGAGCUGAGGAGACUGAAGGAAGAGGCCAAGCGUAAGCAUGCUGUCGCUGUGAUUUGGGCCUACUGGAAGGGACUCAAGGUCCGCAGAGAAUACAGAAAAUUCUUCAGGGCAAAUGCAGGAAAAAAGAUAUAUGACUUCACCAUCCAGAGAAUUAUGCAAAAAUACUUCCAGGGUCUGAAGAAGACCUUGCCCUCCAUGUCACCCAUUGACAAGAACUGGCCUGCUCGACCGUACAUCUUCCUUGAUGGAGUUCACAUGGAACUUCGGAGAAUCUUCCAUCUAUGGAGGUGCAAGAAAUACAGGAGUCAAUUCACAGACGAGAAAAAGGCUGUGUAUGAAGAGAAGCUGGAGGCAAGUGAGCUUUUCAAGGAUAAGAAGGCCCUGUACGCAAGCAGCGUGAGCCAGCCCUUCAAAGGAGACUACUUGGAGAUCAGCAAGAACCCCAAGUAUCAGAAACUCAAUAGUUCUGUUGAUGAAAAGGUUCUGCUAGCUGAUGUGGUCAACAAGAUUAACAGGGCCAAUGGCAAAGGUACAACUCGCAUCCUCCUGCUGACAAAGAAGAACGUGGUCCUGGCUGACCAGAAGACAGGCCAAGUGAAGGCCAAUGUUGCACUGCCCGACCUCACCAGUGUUUCUGUCAGCACACAGAACGAUGGAUUCUUUGCACUCAGACUUAAAGAGGGCUCGGCAUCAGCCGUUAAAGGAGACUUCCUACUUAGCAGCGAGCACCUGAUUGAGACCAUUACCAAACUCCACCACAUCGGCUCCACCGCCUCAGAUGGGGAGCAGCUGAACGUUGACAUUUCAGAUGAGUUUCUAGUACAGUUCAAGCACGACAAAGUGUGUGUGAAGUUCAUCCAGGGUGCCUCCAAGAACGGCAACAGUGUGUCCUGCAAACGCAAAAACAACCGCCUACUGGAGGUGUCAGUGCCUGCAUCAGCAUAGUGAAAUCCCCAUCUCCGCUUCCUCAGAGUUGUCCUGGAGUAAUCAGAUUGUGGUGAAUUAAGGACUAAAGCAGGGACCAUCACCCCACCAAAUAUUUGGCUUGUUAGGUUUUUCUUCUCUUUAGUUAAGUACUAUGGCACCAAUAUAGUUAUCAUUUUUGGGGUAAAGAAAGCCCUUCAUCGGGUUGCAUGCCACAGAAAGAAAGCGUUUCAAUGCCGUCGCUGUAAAACCAGGGUAGGAGACCCGAAGAUAACAAAAUAAUUGGAGGUUUGUGAUACUGGUGGUGGUAAUUGUUCUGCCUUGAUGUUUGUAUGAUCAGGCACAAACUUCACUGGCCUUCACUCGUCCACUUUUAAGACGGCUUAAAAUGGAAGAUGAAGUUGGGGGAGCUGUGGGGUGUAGCCUGUUAGCAUUAAGAACUUUAGACACUGCACUUGCUUUUACACCUUGGUAUAACCCAAUGAGGUUAAAAAUAGAAUUUGAUUGUAAGCUGUUAUUUUCUCUGAAUGCGGGGAUAAGAAAAAAAGCACAGUAGGCUGUUGAAUUUUGUGAGAUUAUUGUAAAACCACUUGUUUUUUUAUCUAUAAUUCCUAUGUGCCAUUGAAAAGGGCCAAUGACUUGUCAUGUCUCGGUGUACAAAUACAAAUGCAGAUGAAUCAUAUUUCCGAUUAUUAACAAUAAAUGCCAAAAAUGUGUUGAAAUAGGGACCAUGUCAGCAUGUGACACUGCACACGUGAUCAAUAUCUUUUUCUACAUGCCAAUGUGAUCCAUGCCAAUCUUGAUUUAAUCUGAUUAGAGAUUAAACCAAUCUCAAAUGCGUUGGCUUUCCACAUUGCUGAUAAGUAGAACGUCAGAUUUAACUGAGCAAUACAGUUUUUCUGAUUUGGAAAUGGCCAACCACAACACUUGUCAAAGAUUUUAAGUUUCUCUACUACAUUUUUCCUUAUACUUAUGUGUGCAAUAAAUGAGACAUUUGCUGUCUAGUUUCCUUUGCAGCUAAACAGUACAGCACACCCACGGGCAUGGCCUUAAGCAGUAGAUGGGCUCCAAGCUGUGGCCUUUGCAUGGACGAAGUGUCUAUCCUUGGUAUCCUUGUUUUAAACAGCGUUUAUGAGGUGUCUGCAGCUUGAGCGAGUGUCGUGCUUGACCUUGACGUGUUUUUGCUGAGAAUAACCAAACGCUGUAAGUACAAAUGACCAUAAGUUUUUUUUGUGUUUGUUUCUUUAUCAGGUUGACUUUUGGGGGAAUUUCAUAUUCAACAAGGGAGCAUACAUUUUCAGUAAGACUAAUGACUUAAUAUUUAGAUUUGCUGAUUGGGAAUAUUGUACUUAUUGUGUAACGCUCAUUGCCUGUUUUAAGGGACAAAUAAUUAGUUUGACAAACGUUAGAGUACCUUGGUCUGUGGUGUGUAUUUUUUCAUGUCACCAAUGACACUAGGAUGACUGCUAAUGGCAGUUUUGACAUACAUGUUCCUUUUGGCUGUGCAGUUUAAAUGCAGUUUGGCUUCCUCCCUUGUGUCCUGUGGCUAGAGCUGCAUUCUUGUGUGCCUAACGUAAAAACCUUUUUCGAGACAGAACAUGGAAAUGUUUCAAUGUAACAUACACAGGUAAUCUUUUUUUAAAUUAAAUAAAGCUCAAUAAUGAACACAUGUUAUUAAUUAUUUUACUAUGCUGUUAUGUCACAAGUGUCUGUAUAAUUUUAUCACCCAUGCGUAUGAUGGAUGCAAACGCUUCUGGAUUAAAAGCUUUGUGCAGAGUACAGUAUUCUGUGCAUGCAGCUGUCUAAUGAGCCAUAAGCAUCAGAUUGUUACUUCUCGCAUUCCUGAGGAGGCCCUUUGGUUUUUAUUUAUCAGCAAUGUCAACAAGUGUGUUGGCUGGGGCUGAAAACUCUUAUGGUGGUAAGCAACAUUAGGGGCUGGACAACCAGGCCUUGUAGUCGAGCAGCAAGCCAGAUGUUUUCCAUCACAUCUGGGGCGAGUUGUCCCGGGUUAAAUUCCGUGGCUUGCGGAGGGCUGACGGCAACAGGUCUCGAGGGAACAGCCCUCAGAUUUGAGACCGGAAUGGUAAAAAUAGCAGAGACCAGAAAGUGGUUCCCACAACUCAGGAGGCUGGGAAAGGAAGGAGGAGACCCAGCCUCCCCAUGGAUGGUUAGAUCUCAGUGGGAGUUGACGGGGACAGUCUCUCUACAAUCCAAACUUCUGCUAAGUAGCAACACACAAAAACUACAGUAUUUCCUUAAGGCUUUCUAUAAGGCCAAAAGUCAAGGUUAAAAAAUUUUAGUUACACUCACACAACGUACUAUGGCAGCAUCCUGUGGCCAUGAAGCAACAUUACAAUGAAACGACCCUAAAAAUGCAAUGUGUCUGUUCCUACACUGCACUGUAAGUUUUGUUGUAAGUCAGAUCCUAUACCUAAUUGGACACCCAAGUCACUUACAUUGUACACAGAACACAAGGGGCUUAAAAAUACAGAAAGAAAAAUCAAAUACAAGAAUGAAAUAAAAAUAUGUUGGCUAUAUCCUGAAUCGGCAUAAGGUUCACUGUGCUGCUUUGUUUUUCCCACCACUUUCAUAGGAGAAGAUGCUUUCACAUGCUCAAGUAUACAAUCUUUAUCCUUAACAAUGGUUGCGACAGUCAAACGGUUAAGACAAAAAGUGUGCCCAGUAUUGGUAAGUGUUUCUCCCCUCUGGAUUUUCUUUUUAAUGUUUUUUUUUUUUCAACUUCCAUAGUGAAGGCUUUUUAUCCUUGGUUUAUUUUGUUGUAGAACCUGCCAAAGUUACCAUAUCUAUUGUGUAUAUGUAGUACUGUAUGCUGUACACAUACUGUAAUCCCUUGUUUAUUGCAGUUAAUGGGCUCCAGACCAAGCCAUCA
Molecule: messenger RNA, 6669 nt
Organism: Doryrhamphus excisus (bluestripe pipefish)
Lineage: Eukaryota; Metazoa; Chordata; Actinopteri; Syngnathiformes; Syngnathidae
Gene: myo1b
Product: myosin IB
Biological process (GO): actin filament organization; actin filament-based movement; endocytosis
Cellular component (GO): brush border; actin cytoskeleton; microvillus
Molecular function (GO): microfilament motor activity; ATP binding; actin filament binding
Source: RefSeq, a predicted model, not a curated record